Oncorhynchus mykiss (rainbow trout) is the source of this 9321-nucleotide messenger RNA. RefSeq names its product neurogenic locus notch homolog protein 1. Gene Ontology annotation, molecular function: calcium ion binding; protein binding; signaling receptor activity. Gene Ontology annotation, biological process: cell differentiation; regulation of DNA-templated transcription; Notch signaling pathway. Lineage: Eukaryota; Metazoa; Chordata; Actinopteri; Salmoniformes; Salmonidae. The record is from RefSeq and is a predicted model, not a curated record. Gene Ontology annotation, cellular component: signaling receptor complex; cell surface; plasma membrane.
ACGGGAAUUGAGUCAUUUACAACUCCGAAGCUGGAGUGAAAACAUCGCAUGUACGAAGUUUAGAGACACGCCGCAAACGUUUACUUUUUUUGGGAUCUAUGAAAUGAUGAAUUGGACGUUUUUUUAAACUGUCGAAGAGGAAAAUUAACAGGAUCUAUGAUAACUCCAAUUGGAAUUAUACAUCCAUUUUAAAUCAGAAAAGAAGGAAUGCAUCAUUUCUUUGUGAAACUAACUUUCCUGUUGUCGCUUAUUGCUCUAACACGAGGCCUAAGAUGCUCUAUGUCCACCGAGUCGUGUUUGAACCUGGGGAGGUGUGAGGCCACGGCUGACGGAAAUGGAGAGUGCAAAUGUCGGGAUGGAUACGUGGGGAACAGGUGUCAGCAUCAGGACCCCUGCACCUACUCUUCAUGUAAAAAUGGCGGCUCGUGUCGCAUGGUGCCCCGUGGGAAUUCAGUGGAAUUCACGUGUUUCUGCCGGCCAGGCUUCACGGACCGCCUAUGUCUGACGCCCAUCGACAACGCCUGUCUCAGUUUACCCUGCCGGAACGGUGGCACUUGCGACCUGGUCAACCUCAAAGAGUACAAGUGUAGAUGUCCUCCUGGCUGGUCUGGUAAGCAGUGCCAGCAGGCAGACCCCUGUGCCUCUAACCCCUGUGCCAACGGCGGGCAGUGCACCCCCUUCGAGUCCCACUACAUCUGCUCCUGCACCCCCUUCUUCUAUGGCCAGACCUGCAAGCAGGACGUCAAUGAGUGUGCCCAAAACCCCUCACCCUGCAAGAAUGGAGGCGUGUGUGUGAACGAGGUGGGCACCUACCGCUGCCAGUGUCCCCAGGAGUAUACGGGCAAGCACUGCGAUACCCGCUACCUACCGUGCAACCCCUCCCCCUGCCACAACGGGGCCACCUGCGUCCAGAAGGGAGACACCACCUACGAAUGCUCCUGUGUGCCAGGCUUCUCAGGUCAGAACUGUGACACCAACAUUGAUGACUGUCCAAGACACGAGUGUCAGAAUGGAGGAACCUGUGUGGACGGAGUUAACACCUAUAACUGCCAAUGCAAACCUGAAUUCACAGGCCAGUUCUGUACAGAGGACGUUGACGAGUGCCAACUGAUGCCCAACGCGUGCCAGAACGGUGGAACGUGCCACAACAUCUACGGUGCCUACCAGUGUGUGUGUGUCAACGGGUGGACGGGCGAUGACUGUGGGGAGAAUAUUGACGACUGCGCCAAUGCCGCCUGCUAUCAGGGGGCCGUCUGCCACGACCGUGUGGCGUCCUUCUUCUGCGAGUGUCCCCAUGGUCGCACAGGUCUGCUGUGUCACCUGGAUGACGCCUGUAUCAGUAACCCCUGUCAGAAAGGCUCCAACUGUGACACCAACCCCGUCAACGGCAAGGCCAUCUGCACCUGUCCCCUGGGCUACUUUGGCGCCGCCUGUGACCAGGAUGUUGACGAGUGCUCGCUGGGUGGUAACCCCUGUGAGCACGGAGGGAAGUGCCUGAACACCAAGGGAUCGUUCCAGUGUAAGUGUCAGCCCGGUUUCUCUGGGGCUCGCUGUGAACACGACAUCAACGAGUGCCUCUCCAACCCCUGCCAGAACGAAGCCACCUGCCUCGACCAGAUAGGAGGCUUCCACUGCAUCUGUAUGCCAGGCUAUGAGGGACUGUUCUGCCAGAUCAAUACGGACGAGUGCGCCAACAACCCCUGCCUAAACAAUGGGAAGUGUAUCGACAAGAUCAACACCUUCCACUGCCAGUGCCCCACAGGCUUUGCUGGGAAUCUCUGCCAGAUAGACAUUGACGAGUGCGCCAGCACGCCUUGCAAGAAUGGCGCCAAGUGCACCGACGGCCCCAACAAGUACACCUGUGAUUGCACUGAAGGUUACACGGGGCAACACUGUGAGACUGACAUCAAUGAGUGUUUCUCAGCCCCCUGUCACUAUGGUACCUGUAAAGACGGCCUGGCCUCCUUCACCUGUUACUGUCGCCCUGGUUACAUGGGCCGGUUGUGCGAGACCAACAUUAAUGAGUGUCUGAGUCAGCCCUGUCGGAACGGAGGCAUCUGCCAGGACCGCGAGAACUCCUAUAUCUGCACCUGCCCCAAGGGCACCACAGGUAUAAACUGUGAAGUCAACCUGGACGACUGCAAGAGCAAGCCAUGUGACUACGGGACAUGCCUCGACAAGAUCAACGGCUACGAGUGUGCCUGCGAGCCCGGCUACAGCGGGACCAUGUGCAACAUCAACAUUGAUGAGUGUGACCUCAACCCGUGUCACAAUGGUGGCACCUGCAUCGAUGGCAUCAACAGCUUCACCUGUUUGUGCCCGGAGGGUUACCAUGACACCACCUGCUUCUUCCAGGUCAACGAGUGCCUUAGCAACCCCUGUAUCCAUGGCCACUGUCAAGACAAGGUCAACGGUUACAACUGUCUGUGUGACAAUGGCUGGAGUGGCAAGAACUGUGACAUCAACAACAACGAGUGUGAGUCCAACCCCUGCAUGAACGGAGGCACCUGCAAGGAUAUGACCAGCGGAUACGUCUGCUCAUGUAGAGUGGGCUUCACUGGUCCAAGUUGUCAGACGAACAUCAACGAAUGUGCCUCCAAUCCCUGUCUGAACCAAGGGACCUGCAUCGAUGAUGUCGCUGGCUACAAGUGCAACUGUCUACUCCCAUACACCGGUGAGAACUGUGAGACCCUGCUGGCACCCUGCAGCACCAAACCCUGCAAGAACGCAGGUGUGUGUCAGGAGUCUGAGGACUACGAGAACUUCUCCUGUGUGUGUCCAGAGGGCUGGCAAGGCCAGACCUGUGAGGUGGACAUUAACGAGUGUGUGAAGAACCCCUGUCUCAAUGGGGCCACCUGCGAGAACACCAAAGGCAACUACCGCUGUGGCUGCAAGGCCGGCUAUGCUGGCCGCAACUGCGAGACCAACAUUGACGACUGCAAGCCCAACCCCUGCAGCAAUGGAGGUUUCUGCCGGGACGAAGUGGACAACUUUGUGUGCACCUGCCUGCCUGGUUUCCGUGGCACUAAGUGUGAGGAGGACAUCAAUGAGUGCGACAGUAACCCAUGUAAGAAUGGAGCCAACUGUACAGACUGUGUCAACAGCUACACCUGCACCUGUCCCUCUGGCUUCAGUGGGAUACACUGUGAGAACAACACACCUGACUGCACUGAGAGCUCUUGUUUCAACGGUGGCACGUGUCUGGACGGCAUCAACACUUACACCUGCCUGUGCCCACCUGGCUUCACUGGCAGCUACUGCCAACACGACAUCAACGAGUGUGACUCCAGGCCCUGCCUGAACGGAGGCACCUGCCAGGACAGCUAUGGCACCUACAAGUGUACUUGUCCCCAGGGCUACAUUGGACUCAACUGCCAGAAUCUGGUACGCUGGUGUGACUCGUCUCCCUGUAAGAACGGGGGCACCUGUUGGCAGACUGGCACCACUUACAGCUGUGAGUGCCAGACCGGCUGGACAGGGCUCUACUGCGAUGUGCCAAGCGUCUCCUGCGAGGUGGCUGCCAAACAAAGAGGUGUGGAGGUAGUUGCUCUGUGUCGUAACUCAGGCCAGUGUCUGGACGCGGGGAACACCCACUACUGCCACUGCCAGGCGGGUUACACAGGCAGCUACUGUGAGGAGCAGGUGGAUGAGUGCACCCCCAACCCCUGUCAGAACGGAGCCACCUGCACUGACUUCCUAGGAGGGUACUCCUGCAAGUGCGUGGCAGGAUACGUCGGGACGAAUUGCUCCAACGAGAUCAAUGAGUGUUUCUCCCAGCCGUGCCAGAACGGGGGCACCUGCAUUGACCUGAUCAAUACCUACAAAUGCUCCUGUCCCAGGGGAACCCAAGGCGUUCACUGUGAGAUCAACAUAGACGACUGCAACCCCUUCACAGACCAAGUCACCAACGAGCCCAAGUGCUUCAACAAGGGGAAGUGUGUUGACAGGGUGGGAGGUUACCACUGUAUCUGUCCCGCCGGUUACGUAGGGGAGCGCUGUGAGGGGGACGUCAACGAGUGCCUGUCCAACCCAUGUGACCCCCGCGGGACACACAACUGCGUCCAGCUCACCAACAACUACCGCUGCGAUUGCCGUACUGGAUACACAGGAGAGCAUUGUGACACGGUGUUUGACGGCUGUAAGGGCAAACCCUGUCGUAACGGAGGGACAUGUGCCGUAGCCAGCAACACUCCUCACGGCUUCAUCUGCAAGUGUCCACCUGGCUACACUGGCUCCACCUGUGAGUACGAUGCCCACUCCUGUGGCAAUCUUCACUGUCGUAACGGUGGCACCUGCGUCUCUGGGCACAAGAACCCAAAGUGUCUCUGUACCUCCUCGUUCACAGGGCCAGAGUGUGAAUACCCCACAGACAACCCUUGUAACACCAACCUUUGCUACAACGGGGGAACCUGUGAGUACAGCUCAGAGGCUCCGUACUACCACUGCGUCUGCCCCACCAACUUCAACGGCCUGCUAUGUCACAUCCUGGACUACAGCUUCCUGGGCGGGUUCGGCCGUGACAUCACCCCCCCGCCGGAGGUGGAGGUGAGCUGUGAGAUCCCCCAGUGUGAGGAAACGAAGGGGAACAAGUUCUGUGAUAUGUUGUGUAACAACCACGCGUGUGGCUGGGACGGGGGCGACUGCUCGCUCAACUUCAACGACCCGUGGAAGAACUGCACGUCGUCCCUGCAGUGCUGGCGCUACUUCAACGACGGGAAGUGUGACGAGCAGUGCAACAACGCUGGCUGUCUCUACGACGGCUUUGACUGUCAGAACCUGGAGGGCCAGUGCAAUCCUCUGUACGACCAGUACUGUAAAGACCACUAUGCGGACGGCCACUGUGACCAGGGCUGCAACAAUGCAGAGUGUGAGUGGGACGGUCUGGACUGUGCCAACAACAUGCCAGAGAAGCUGGCGGUGGGCCGCCUGGUCAUCGUGGUCCACAUCAUGCCCGACCAGCUCCGGAACAACUCGCUUGGCUUCCUGCGCGAGCUGAGCCGCGUGAUCCACACCAAUGUGGUGUUCCAGCAGGACGCUAAGGGACAGACCAUGAUCUACCCGUACUACGGCAGUGAGCAGGAGCUGAAGAAACACAACACGAAGCGCUCGGUGGGCUGGACAGAGAUCCCUGACACCGUUCUCAGCUCCAUGAAGAACAGCAUGUAUACUAUAGCCAAUGGAAGCAGCCGCAGACGCAGGGAGCUGGACCCCAUGCAGAUCAAAGGCUCCAUAGUGUACCUGGAGAUUGACAACCGCCAGUGCGUCCAGCAGUCCACGGAGUGCUUCCAGAGUGCCACUGACGUAGCAGCCUUCCUAGGGGCCCUGGCCUCCAGUGGGAACCUCAACGUUCCCUACAUCAUAGAGGCGGUUCACAGUGAGGUUGACCCCCAGCUUCCGUCGGAGCUCUAUCCCAUCUACGUGGUCCUAGCCGGACUGGCUCUCCUGGCCUUCGCAGGCGUGGGGAUGGUCGCCUCACGGAAGCGUCGUCGCGAGCACGGCCAAUUGUGGUUGCCGGAGGGCUUCAAGACCAGUGAGCCCAACAAGAAGAAGAGGAGGGAGCCCGUCGGGGAGGAUUCGGUGGGAUUGAAGCCACUGAAAAAUUCCUUGGACAUAUCACUGAUGGACAACAACCAGAAUGAAUGGGGAGAAGAGGAGCCUUCAGACGCCAAGCGCUUUAGGCAGUUUGAGGAGCAGGCGAUGCUGGACCUGGACGACCAGACGGACCACCGCCAGUGGACCCAGCAGCACCUGGACGCGGCUGAUCUCCGUAUCCCCUCCAUCGCCCCCACACCUCCUCAGGGGGAGAUUGAGAACGACUGCAUGGACGUCAACGUACGGGGACCAGAUGGCUUCACCCCCCUGAUGAUCGCCUCCUGCAGUGGUGGAGGUCUGGAAACCGGCAACAGCGAGGAGGAGGAAGACGCCUCUGCCAACGUGAUCAAUGAUUUCAUCUACCAGGGUGCCAAACUCCACAGUCAGACGGACCGCACGGGGGAGACCGCCCUCCAUCUCGCUGCCCGCUACGCCCGCUCCGACGCUGCCAAGCGUCUGCUGGAGGCCAGUGCAGAUGCCAACAUCCAGGACAACAUGGGCAAGACCCCGCUACAUGCUGCCGUGGCUGCCGACGCUCAGGGCGUCUUCCAGAUUUUGAUCAGGAAUCGUGCCACAGACCUGGAUGCCCGCAUGCACGAUGGCACCACCCCUCUGAUCCUGGCAGCCCGCCUGGCAGUGGAGGGCAUGGUGGAGGAGCUCAUCAACUGCCACGCUGACGUCAACGCUAUCGAUGACUUCGGCAAAUCUGCUCUGCACUGGGCAGCAGCGGUGAACAACGUGGAAGCAGCUAUCGUACUACUGAAGAACGGCGCCAACAAGGACAUGCAGAACAACAAGGAGGAGACCCCGCUGUUCCUUGCUGCCCGGGAAGGAAGCUACGAGACGGCCAAGGUUCUGCUGGAGCACUUUGCUAACCGCGAGAUAACUGAUCACAUGGACCGGCUGCCCCGAGACAUUGCGCAAGAGAGGAUGCACCACGACAUUGUCCGUCUCAUGGAUGAGUACAACCUGGUCCGCAGUGCACCCGUGCAUAGCCAUGGCCAUGGAGGCUCCAUGGGCACGACCUUGUCCCCCCCCCUCUGCUCCCCCAAUGGCUACCUGGGCAGCAUGAAGGUCCAGGGCAAGAAGGCCCGCAAGCCCAGCGCCAAGGGCAUCGGCUGCAAGGACGGCAAGGACAUGAAGAACAAGAAGAAAGUCUCCCAGGAUGGGAAGGGAGGGAGUGUGCUGGAUAGCUCAGCUGUUCUGUCCCCGGUGGACUCCCUGGAGUCUCCACACGGUUAUAUCUCUGACGUGGCGUCUCCUCCCAUGAUGACGUCCCCCUUCCAGCAGUCCCCGUCCAUGUCGCUCAACCACCUCCAGGGGAUGUCCGACCCCCACAUGGGGGUCAACCACAUGGGCAUGCCCAACAAGCAGGAGCUGGCACACAUGCAGUUCGACCCACUCCCGCCCCGUCUCACCCACCUUCCUGUGUCAGGCUCCAACGGCUCGGGGGGCAUGAAUGGCCAGUGUGAUUGGCUCUCCAGGAUGCACGCCAGCAUGGGCCAGCCCAGCCAGUUCAAUCCCAUGAGGGUUGGUCCUGUCGGUGGGCAGGGCGGUCUGCACCAGGGGGGCGGGCAGCAAGGCAUGAUGACCUCUCUCCACAACGGGCUCCCCACCACCAGCCUGUCCCAGAUGAUGAGCUACCAGGGCCUGCAGAACACCCGGCUGGCCUCACAGCCCCACCUUCUGCAGCAGGCCCAGCAGCAGAUGCAGAUGCAGCACCAACAGAACCUGCAGCAGCAGCUCCAGCAGCAGCAGCAACAGAGCAUCCAGCUGCAGCACCAGAACUCUAACACUGGCACUAGUGGCCAUUCCAUCAGCCAGAACUUCAUCAGCAGCGAGCUGAGUGGCUCAGAGCUCCAGCAGGGCACAGGGAACCAGGGCUCCAUGCCUAUCCACACCAUCCUACCCCAGGAGACCCAGAUCAUGAGCCAGAACCUGCCCAGCACCCAGUACCUCACCCCUCCCUCCCAGCACAGCUACUCCGGCCCCAUGGACAACACCCCGAACCACCAGCUACAGGUCCCGGACCACCCCUUUCUAACCCCCUCCCCUGGGUCUCCCGACCAAUGGUCUAGCUCCUCCCCGCAUUCUAACAUGUCCGACUGGUCAGAGGGCAUCUCGAGUCCACCAACCAGCAGCAUGCAGUCUCAGAUCGGACAUAUCCCUGACCAGUUCAAGUAGAGAGUUAUGACAAGAUGGACUGAUUUUGAUAUUUUUGUAUGAAAAGGCACUCUUGAGAAAACAGAACAAAAAGACAGAGCUACGAACUGAUUUGACCGAAAGGAUCUUUUUAAAUGCUUUUAUACUAACAGUAAGAAUUGCCUGUGUUUUAUUCAUUCUGUUUUUAUUUAUUAAUGUCUUAUUUAUACGUUUGUUUUCAUGUGCUUACAGAAAUGUUGGAUCCAAGGUGUCAGGCCAUAGUCAGGGGAAAGUGAAACUUAUAGGCAUACUGUAGAUUUGUUUAUUUUCUUUAUGUAGUGCUUAUGUCUGCAGUAUACCAAGUUAUUCCGACGUACACUGGGUAUUUAUUUUUGUAGAAAUUUUGCCUUUUUAAUUUUCAUAUUAUCUUUCAUCAAAAUGUUGUUUAUAGUUGAAUUUAAAAAAAAAGAUGGUAUAAUCUUGUAAAAACAAACCGUGAUUUAAGUCAUUCUAUAGAGCACAUUCUUAAAUCCAGUGUUAUUUCAAUGUGUUUCAGUUUUGUUAAAUACUCUAGCGAAUUCAAGAACUGCAUUUAUUUGUCGACAUUCAUAAAAGUCAGGCUUAUUUUUCCCAUCUGUGGUCAGGGAUGCUGUAUGUAUGAAUAUUAUAUAUACUACAUUAGCUGGUUUCCAUGUUAACAUUUCAAACAGGUCAUCUGACCGAAACCAAGAAUCAGCUAAAUUAGGUGCUAAGCCUCUUGAUUUGAUUGUUUGUAUGUGUGUGGAGCGUGUAUGUGUUGGGGUUAGGGAGUAGGGUGGGGUAAUGUACAGCACAACCCAAGCUUUGAGAUGGGCAGUUAAUAGACUGAGCUCGAGUCUCUGUAAGUCUGUGUCCCUUGUUACUUUUAGUUGUUCAAGAAAUGGCCGGGUUGUCCAAAUGUUUCAGAUGUUAUUCUGAGGGAACAUUUGCAAAUUAACUUACCUAUCGCCUUCCAACUGUUUGAGCCUGUGGCCGCGUGUUUCAAUGUAAAUAUGAAUAUGCAUUUCCCUUAUAAGCAGGAUUUUGUUUCAAAAAUCUUAAGCAUGCCAUUCGGAUAAGAGGUUUCACAAUGAUCCACAGUAAUUAAAAAAUAUAUAUACAUACAGAGCAUAUAUUUUACUCAGUAUCACUGAGGAAAAGAGGUCUAAAAGAUGUAUGCAAACAAACAUAAAUAUAGAUAUUCUAAGCCCUUACAGAUAAAGAAUAACAGAAAUAUUGAGGACUUAUGAAAUGAUUAUUUAUUGACUGUUUCUGUGAUACAAAAUAAUUCACAGAUGACUAUUUGGACGAAUGUUGGAUGAAUUUUUACUCUGUGUAAAAAGGAAGACUGAAGUGUCCUGUUUCUAUUGUGUGUCCUUCCCUGAUAAUUUGUGAGACACUCUGAAUGGUAUACGUUCCCAAUUUUAUUCAUUCAAAUCCUAGGCUGUAGUAUCUGCAAUAAAAUGUUACCUUCCUGCAAAGUUGUAAUUUGCAUAAAAAGUAUUUUUCUUCCUCUGACUGACUUUAAAAAAUAAAAUAAAAUAAAUACAAAAAAAUCGUAUGAUAAAA